AUGGCUUCUUCCACAGAUAUUAGUAUUUGUUUGAUUUCUCUUUUCACCUUCACAUUCUUCCUCCAUGCAUCCGUUGCAGCUGACCAACUCGGCUAUUCUUGCAUCAACCAACUGAAUUUCACGGUGGGAGAUCCCUAUGAACUCAACCUCAACAAACUCACAGGCCUUAUCGACUACCUAACUCAGCCCUCAGGCUAUGCUCAGGCUUCUGUAGGCGACACAUACGGGCUUGGCUUAUGUCGAGGGGACGUCUCCUCCUUUGACUGUCUGACAUGCAUUACGAAAGCUGGUAUUGAGGCCCGGAAGCUUUGUUCAGGAAACAAAGGGGCUGUUAUAUGGUACGACUAUUGCAUGUUCAAGUACCUCGACCAAAAUUUCUUUGGUCAGAUCGAUACAAGCAUUACGGUUCUGCUUGCCAAUGUCAACAAUGCAACUAAUCAGACGCUGUUUAAGCAGAUGAACAGUGAGCUAUUGAACGUGUUAUCAGCACAGGCUUCGGUUAGCUUAGAACGAUACGCGGGAGGUGAGAUAGCCGUUGAUGGGUACACUACGAUUCACGGGUUAACUCAAUGUACAAGAGAUCUUUCAAGCUAUGACUGUAAGAUGUGCCUUGAUAGCCAGAUUAAUGGCAGUGCACCCCUGGAAAAGAUAGGAGGGAGAAUUCUUGGAGGGAGUUGUAAUGUGAUGUGGGAGAUUAAAUCUUGA
Daucus carota subsp. sativus is the source of this 705-nucleotide messenger RNA. Its product is annotated as cysteine-rich repeat secretory protein 38-like. The transcript has a single exon. Lineage: Eukaryota; Viridiplantae; Streptophyta; Magnoliopsida; Apiales; Apiaceae. Bases 1 to 705 code for a protein of 234 amino acids. The record is from RefSeq and is a predicted model, not a curated record.